Molecule: messenger RNA, 3267 nt
Organism: Ogataea haglerorum
Lineage: Eukaryota; Fungi; Ascomycota; Pichiomycetes; Pichiales; Pichiaceae
Exons: 1
Coding region: 1-3267 (1088 amino acids)
Biological process (GO): cell redox homeostasis
Cellular component (GO): cytosol; mitochondrion
Molecular function (GO): protein binding
Source: RefSeq, a predicted model, not a curated record
AUGCCGCCCUUAGCCUCGUCUGCGAGCAAGUGCUACUGGGUGGAAAUGCCCAAUGAGCACGACACGAACCCGGCCAACCGGCUGGACGUGCGCACAGGGGCGUCCACAGACAUCUAUCGCUCCAGAAUUCUAGUUUACAGUGGGUCGCUGCUGCCUUUGACGUUGAAGGCUGGCUUCUCGCUGCAGGACGUGGAGUCGGAGUUCGAGGCUGCUGUGGCGAGCGAAACAGAUCCGCACAGCGACCACAGCGAGUACCUCUCGCCCGAAGUUUUCUCGCUCAAUCUGCUAAACCGCAAGUGGAUCCACCUGCCUGCCAAAAAUAAACUCGAGAGGCCCAGACCCAGGAUGUUCCAUUCUAUGAUAGUGCACGACAACUACCUGUACGUUUACGGGGGGCUGUGUUUUGACCAGCACAAUAAGCUCAAGACGCUCAAUGACGUGUGGAGAUUUGACCGGUUCGACAAGUCCUGGAAAUGUCUUCUUCCAGACGGCAACAGCGUGGUCCUCAGACGGUUUGACCACAUGUCGAUGUUUGUCCCGGAACUACACGUUGUGGAGAGGCCGACGCACCACGGGCUGCUUUUUUUUGGCGGAGUAUCCGACGAGGCACAUGAGAUUAUCGUGUCGCACAUAUACGACCUCGUUUCCGAGCAGUGGUUUCCAAACCUGGUGUUUAGGGUCCAGGAGGACGAGAGCAGUGAAAAAAUCAAGUACAGUGCCAGAGACGGGCCGGAGGUAGAGGUGCCUGGUUUACGAAGCCUAGGGUUGCGAAGCUCUUUGAAUUCUGCCAUCCCGGCUCAGGCUCUCGAUUCUACACAGCAGGUGCCACCCAUAUACCUCUACCAUAAACAGCCGGACCAGAAACACGAGCCGUUCAUCACGUUCCCGAUCGGCGAGGGCGUGGCUGGGACGGUGAUGUCGCUGACGUCGACGAACUCGACCAAAGUGGUGCCGUUCGAACUGGACUACCCCACGGUGGGCUAUUUCGGAGAAAACCUCAUUGUCACAGGGUUCCGGCCCGGCGAGAGCUCAAUUUCGCUGUUUAUAUUCAACAGGGUCUCGCGCACCUGGAUGCGGUUGCAAAUAUCGUGCACGCAUUCUGCGCGCUCGCACCGCUUUUUCAAAGGAUUCGUGUGGAACUCGCACCACAAGGUGGUUUUUCUCGGAAACGGCAAGACCACAGUGACGCCACCCAGCGUGCAGUAUUUCUCGCAUUUUAACGCCGUGUCGCUGCCGUUCACCAACACAUACGGCAUAGAGAUGGAGAAGGCGUUCAGCAACGCGCCAGAGACCGCCCCGCAGCACCUGCCGUCGUCGCUUCCGCUCGACAAGUCCGAGAACACAAGCUUUGCCGCCUACUCACACUACGUUGCGCCACAGAUCAUGACCAACUCGAUUCGGUCCGUGUUUCCUCCGUACGCCGUGGCUCUGGGCAAGAACGCGUUUGAACGGUCAACUUCGAUUGCUGACUUUGAGUUCAUCUGCGCCGACGGCACCUCCAUCCCGGUGCCGCUCAACUUGUGUCGCAAGCGGUGGGGGAGCCGUUUCGACAAGCUGCUUGCUGACGCGUACGCCAGGGCCUUCGCUGACCGCCACGCCUUGUCUGAAGUCACAGAGCCCAGCUCGCUCGACAGCUCAUCGGCCGAAACAGAGUUCCUUGGGUCGCUAAGGUCGUCAAAGACGCCCGAGUCGCGCGCCCCAUUGUUCAGACUCCCAUUCUCGGAGUCUGGAAAAUCGUCUCCGCUGUCUGGCACUCCUCGGUUUGGCUCUCUGCCGCCCUCCAGACGCAGCUCGCUUGCCGCCUCCAGAAGAGACUCGGGGGCCUCGCGACGGAACUCCCUGCUCGGGUACGAAAAGCUCUCCAUGUCUGCGAAAAACUCGAACCUCCGCCGAAGCUCUGGGAUCUCCAGCUCGUCGUCGUCAUCGGCAUUUUCCAGUUCCAACAGAGACGUCUCUGAGGCCUCUGAUCACCUGCUGGGCUCGCCGCUCAUACUCGAGGAGCUGCCGCCGCAGCCGCCAAUGCCCGAGGUGCCGCAAGACACAAGCGAGUCCACCCCGUCGUUUCAUUUCCAUAGCCCGUCGUUUGGCCCCAAAGACGCCUCCACAAGCCGGCUCACACAGGCCCUGUCUGGCGUGGAGGACGUGGACCCUCUGUCAAACACCAGUCUGUCGGACCGGCCAAGAGAGGAGAGUGUCGAUUUUCCAGACGCGGCGGAGGCCAAGAUGGACGCGCGCUUCUUGCCCCGGACGCUGUGCCUGCCGUUUUCCAAAGCAACCGUGCGUGCAUUCUCCGAGUUUCUGUACACGGGACAGCUAGGCAGCAACUGGAAAGUCGUGCCCACGUGCGUGGAGCUGCUGAUGAUUGCCCAUUUGUACGAGGUGCCGCUGCUGUAUGACCUAAUCUCAGAAGCCCUGUUUGUGGUUAUCGCGCGCAAGGAGGCCGCGUUGGUGGUGCAGGCCAAGAGCUGCCACCCUGUUGACGGCGAGGGGACGGGGAUCGCUGCGAUUGACAAGUUCACCGAGCAGCUGGCAGCGCUGGACGAUAAUCUGAUGGACCUGACGCUGCUGAAACGGGCAUCGAAGGCGAUCGGCAGGUACUCCAACUCUGGCAGCCUCGCCAGCUCCGAGGUUCACUUCCGGGACUCGUUCCACUCGGCCAGCAAGAUCCGGUCGCACGAUAUGGCCCCCAACGACAGCAGCAGCAGCAACAGCAGCAGCGAUUCGGCCAGAGAAACGUUCGGGCUGCUCAACGAGCAACACUACAAGGACUUGGAGUCGCACGUCGAAAGACCGGCUACGGAGACCAAAGAAUGGCCGACGCUGAAGGCUCUCAUGAACCCGGACGCGCCUGCAUGCUCUGAUCAGAUUAUUGACAUCCUCGUGGAGUCGGGCACGCUGGCGAGCGAUAUCAAGUUGAUGCUACGGGCCAUCAACACGCGCGAAAUGAUAGCCCAGCUGAAGAAACACAAACGCGACUCGCACGACCUCAAGGAGCUGUCGGAGGGUCUCAAGGCGGCGUCCGUGGAGCCGCCCAAAGCGCACGCCGGGUCCACGAGCUCGCUGCCAGAGACGGCAGUGUACAAGACGAAGAGCGAGAGCGAGCUGGCGUCGUCGGAGGCGGGCGGCACCGCUGAGCGGCCUCGGAUCCCGCACGUGCUGACGUUCACGAACCUGGAGCGCGCGAUGACCAACACGUCCGAGGAGACGAACUCGCCGCGCAGAAAACGCGGGUUUGGGCUGUUCAAGAAGAACACCGCGAAAUACUGA